GGAAGUAGUUUGUAUAAAGUGUUAUAUACCAGCGACACGGGCAUUUGUCGACCUCUUUUUGGUGAUAUGCUAAUAUGCAGACAGAUGAGCAUGUUUCCUGUAUGAAAACCGACUUGUUGAAAUCUUGCGGAACUUUUCGUGUUCUUGUUGGCGUGACAGGAAGCGUUGCAGCCCUCAAACUGCCGCUUUUGGUGUCCCAGCUUCUUCAGCUCCCUGGGGUGGAGGUAAGAGUGGUCACAACAGAGCAUGCCAAGCACUUCUACAAUCCUGCAGAGGUUUCAGUAAAAAUCUACAGUGACAAGGAUGAAUGGGAGCUGUGGACUCAGAGAUCUGACCCUGUGUUGCACAUUGAGCUAAGGCGCUGGGCAGACCUAUUUGUCAUUGCACCUCUUGAUGCCAACACUCUUGGAAAGAUUGCUAAUGGAAUAUGUGACAAUCUCUUGACAUGUGUGGUAAGAGCCUGGGAUACCAGUCGCCCUCUCCUCUUCUGCCCCGCAAUGAACACAGCGAUGUGGCAGCAUCCUAUUACAGCCCAGCAGGUAUCCAGGCUGGCUGAGUUUGGAUAUGUGGAAAUUCCCUGCAUUGCUAAGAAGCUAGUAUGUGGAGAUGAAGGUAAAGGGGCCAUGGCAGAGGUAUCAACUAUUGUCACAGCUGUCGAACGGCAUCUUAAUACACCAGAUGAGUCAUCUAAGAAAACAAACAGCAUGACGUCAAAAUGAGCUUGGCCCAAUACACCCUUGAUAAACUCACAUAGUCCUUUUCAUCUAUCUAACCUCUUGUUGUUGGAAUUGUGUGGGUGUGUUCAGUUCAGACAAUAAUUGACUUUCUCCCUGACUCUUCUGUUAGUUUUGUUGCACAGAAACAUGCAAAUUUUCCUCUUUUUAGUACAUGGACUUUGGUGACCUGAUGUGAUUCCUAGUAUAUCUCAACCCAAGCCAUUCAUGUGGUGACAGGUUGCUGUCUACACCGUCAUUUACACUGAUGUCAAGUAGGAGCUUAUUAUCAUGUUUUGUCAAAUAUUUUACCUUCCAAACAAGAGAUGAUGGUUAUUCCUGGUCUGUUAGUGUUGACAUGUUGUUGUGUCAUUUGACAACAGAAAUGUAAAAGCAUGUCACUGUCAAAGGCGAUAGAAAUUUGGAUCAAAAGCACUGUUAAAAUUAAUGUUUCACUGUUUCACUAUUGGAUAAGAUUUCAUUACACAAUCCAGGGAAUUUCAAGCAUUCUGUUGUUUGUCGAGAAACGGAUGUUCACUGUUCUCAAAGCAGCAGAGGUGUACUUAAGCAAGCUGGGUAUUUUGCAAUAAAAAGAGUGUAACACAUG
This is a messenger RNA of Centropristis striata (black sea bass), 1320 nucleotides long. It is a transcript of the gene ppcdc, whose product is annotated as phosphopantothenoylcysteine decarboxylase. Bases 75 to 719 code for a protein of 214 amino acids. Gene Ontology annotation, molecular function: phosphopantothenoylcysteine decarboxylase activity; FMN binding. The transcript has 5 exons. Gene Ontology annotation, biological process: coenzyme A biosynthetic process. NCBI's taxonomy places the organism in Eukaryota, Metazoa, Chordata, Actinopteri, Perciformes, Serranidae. Gene Ontology annotation, cellular component: phosphopantothenoylcysteine decarboxylase complex. The record is from RefSeq and is a predicted model, not a curated record.